AUGUCAACCGCAGAGCAGCUCAAGGCCGAGGCCAACAAGGCAUUCUCCGCCAAGAACUUCCCCGAGGCUAUCCAGCUCUACUCGGACGCCAUUGCCCUCGACCCAUCUAAUCAUGUCUUAUUCUCAAACCGUGCUGCCGCCAAGUCCGGUAACCGGGACUACCAGGGCGCUCUCGAGGAUGCCGAGAAAUGCAUCGAGAUCAACCCCCAGUUCUCCAAGGGCUUCCUUCGCAAGGGUGCUGCGCUGCACGGUCUCCGCCAGUACCCCGAGGCGGUGAUGGCGUAUGAGGAGGGUCUGCAGGUCGAGCCCGAGAGCGCAUUGCUCAAGAAGGGCCUGACUGAGGUCCAGAAGGUCAUGGACCAGGAGAUGGGCGGGCCCAACGAUGGCAUGGGCAUGGGCCAGCUGUUCAGUGACCCCCAGCUCAAGGCUAAGCUCGCGGCCAACCCUAAGACAGCCGGGAUGCUGCGCGACCCCUCGUUCGCUGCCAAGAUCGACCAGAUCGCAGCGUCUGGCGGCAAGACCGACAUGACGCAGCUGUUCAGCGACCCGCGCAUGCUCACUGUCCUCGGUGUCCUCAUGGGUGUUGACAUUUCUGCCAUGGAGCGCCCAGAGGGUUCCAACGAGAUGCCACCUGGCACCACCCCUGCUCAGCCUUCGUUCCAGGAGCAGAAGCCUUCCUCGCCAACCAAGGCGCGCGCGCCGUCCCCCAAGAAGGAGGAGCCCAAGGAGGAGCCCAUGGAGGUCGACGACGACGACGCCAAAGCGAAGAAGGAGGCAGACGCCAUCAAGCUCCAGGGCAACGCGGCAUACAAGGCCAGGAAGUUUGACGAGGCGAUCGCGCUGUACACCAAGGCGUGGGAGACGUACCCCAAGGACGUUACCUACCUCCUCAACCUGAGCGCCGUCUAUUUCGAGCAGGGCGACUACGCCAAGUGCAUCGAGGCUGCGGAGAAGGUCAUCGAGGAGGGUCGCGAGCUGCGCGCCUCCUACUCGACGUACGCCAAGGCGUACGGGCGUAUCGGCAACGCGUACAACAAGCAGGGAGACCUCACAAACGCGAUCAAGUUCUACCAGAAGUCGUUGACGGAGCACAGGACGCCCGACGUUCUUACCAAGCUCCGGGAGGCGGAGAAGGCAAAGUCCGAGGCGGACAAGCAGGCGUACAUGGACCCCGCAAAGUCUGACGAGGCUCGUGAGGCCGGUAACGCCGAGUUCAAGGCUGGCAAGUUUGCCGACGCCGUCAAGAGCUACACUGAGGCGAUCAAGCGUCUUCCGACCGACCCGCGCGCGUACAACAACCGCGCGUCGGCUUACCAGAAGCUGAUGGCGUUCCCUGAGGCGCUCAAGGACGCCGAGGCGGCCAUGAAGUGCGACCCGACCUUCAUCAAGGCGUACAUCCGCAAGGCCCUCGUGCAGCAGGCGAUGCGGGACAACACCAAGGCGCUCGAGACGCUGCAAAAGGCCAUGGAUGCUGACAAGGACGGCAAGCACGCCAACGAGAUUAACAACAACAUGAACCGCAUCAUGCAGGAGUUGCAGUCGCAGCGCUCGACCGAGACAGACGAGGAGGCAUACUCGCGGGCGAUGCGUGACCCCGAGGUUGCUGAGAUCAUGAGCGACCCUAUCAUGCGCCAGAUUCUGUCGGACGCGCAGCAGAACCCAUCUGCGCUCAUGGACCACAUGAAGAACCCGAUGAUCUCGGAGAAGAUCCAGAAGCUCAUCAACGCGGGCAUUAUCCGCACGCGGUAA
Molecule: messenger RNA, 1749 nt
Organism: Cutaneotrichosporon cavernicola
Lineage: Eukaryota; Fungi; Basidiomycota; Tremellomycetes; Trichosporonales; Trichosporonaceae
Gene: STI1
Exons: 4
Coding region: 1-1749 (582 amino acids)
Molecular function (GO): Hsp90 protein binding
Source: RefSeq, a predicted model, not a curated record